This is a messenger RNA of Purpureocillium takamizusanense, 2351 nucleotides long. RefSeq names its product Amidase. The transcript has 4 exons. Lineage: Eukaryota; Fungi; Ascomycota; Sordariomycetes; Hypocreales; Ophiocordycipitaceae. The record is from RefSeq and is a predicted model, not a curated record. Gene Ontology annotation, molecular function: catalytic activity. The coding region runs from base 643 to 2169 and encodes 508 amino acids.
CCCAUGGGGCCGGUUGACGGAAGCCACGGCAUCUGUGGUGGCAGCAACCCGGCUUUUCUAAUGGUGGCGCCGUGACAGCACCCGGCAACCGACGCUGGGAGACAUCGGGAUAUCCGACAAGCCCUGGGGUUUUUCUUGUCGCAGGGCGUCGUGUUACCCCGCGCGUCAGCAGCGAGCAUCGGGCGCGAUGAUCGGAGGUCGGCAGGCCAGAGCAUGAAGCGACCGCCACCAGCAGAUACCCAGACAGCAUCAAGCUGAAGUCGCGGUUGCAACUUCUGCGAACCGGUCGCCACGGAGGUGUCUCAGGCUCGGUGCAUCAGGCCCCGAACCCAAGCUGCAGACGCCCAGUCCCCUGCCCGCCAAUUCUUUAUGCUUUUGCUGCACCAUGACGCGAACCCUUUCCAAUGGGCCCGAGCUGCCCCUGUCCCUGGAUAAGUUCCGUGACAUGGUAGCUCGUCAUGGCUUCUCUAUGACGCCGCAAGACGAACUCGACUACCUCGCGAUCCUCCGUGAUCUAGAGAAAGACGUGAAGCAGGUUCUUUCGCUUCCGCAGUACUUUGACCCGCGCCUGGCUCCCGUCUCAAGAUCAGAGGAGCUUCGGGCCUUUAAGAGGCCAGAGCCGACUGACAAUCCGCUCAAUGCAUGGAGUCACAAGGUACCACAUCAUACACCCAACCUUGUAUGUUUACAUGUAGCACCGCACCAUUUUGUGCUAAUAACGGCGACACACAGUUCCAGCUUCGCAGCCCCAGCGCCGGUGAUGACGGACUGCUAUCGCACCGGUCGGUCUCUGUCAAGGACACGAUUAGCGUCUCCGGCAUCCCGAUGACAUGCGGCACGCAGCCGUUUCAUCUAUCUAGCGAGGAGCCGUACCCGGUGCCUGACAUCGACGCCCCCGUGGUCGCCCGGGUCUUGGAGGCAGGCGGCGUCAUCAAAGGGACAGCAACAUGCGAAAACUACUGCGUGUCGCUGGCUUCCUUUACGAGUGCCACUGGCCCCGUCGACAAUCCGUGGUUGAAGGGCCACUCGGCGGGCGGGAGCAGUAGCGGGUGCGCCGCGUUGGUCGCCGUUCAGGUGGUCCGGCGAUGGAGAGAGCGGAAAGGGCUGCCCGUCGAUGACCUUGGCGAGGGGGUCGAUCUCGCCGUUGGGACUGACCAGGCGGGCAGCAUACGAACGCCGGCUGGAUACUGUGGCAUAUACGGCCUCAAACCGACUCAUGGGCUCGUGCCAUAUACUGGCAUCGCUGGCCUCCAUCCUAUGAUCGACUUUGCCGGUCCCAUGGCCGCUUCCAUACGAGAUACUGCGCUCCUCCUCAGCGUCCUAGCGGGUUACGAUGGGAUAGACCACCGAAUGACACCCGAGACACCGCUGCGCCGCAAUGUGCCCAAGUACCACGAGGUCCUCGACGCGGCGAUAUCCUCGAAAUCCGAGGCCGGCGAGUGGACUACGAGCACUGCAGCCAAGGGGCUGCGCGUGGGCGUGCUCAAGGAAGCCUUUGAGGUGUUCAAGGUGGACGCAGAGGUCGAACAAGUCAUACGAGAAGCGGCCGCGAGGUUCGCACGGCUCGGUGCCAUCGUGGACGAGGUCUCCAUCCCGCUCCAUGCCGUAGGGAGGGCAAUCUGGGUCACGACAAACCGAGGCCUCAUGGCCGACACGUUACUCGGCAACAAGCCCAGCGAGUUGCUCUCGCACCCGAUGUCGAAUCUGAGCGCGCCCAAGCCGGACCAGAAGUGGUUCGACACCAUGACCAAGUCCAAUCCCGCCGUCGUCAACACCCUCCUCUUCAAGGGCUACUUCGAGGAGCUCCCCCACAGCGUCCGGGCGAAAUCCAUGAUGCACGUGCACCAGCUACGUGCCGCCUAUGACAACGCAUUGGAGUCGUAUGACGUGCUGCUCACGCCCGUGACGGCCACCGUGGCGCCGCCUCACGCCUCUGCAGACGGCAGCGCGUUGGAGAGAUACUAUAGCGCAGUCGGGCAUGGCGCGAAUACGUCGCCCUUCAACAUCAGUGGGCACCCCGCGCUGUCGAUGCCGGUGGGCUGGGCCACCGCGCGCGAUGGCAAGAGCAAGCUGCCCGUCGCCAUGCAGCUCGUGGGCAAGAGGUGGGACGAGUCGGGCGUGUUGCUCGCGGCGGCGGCUUGGGAGGUGGGCGGCCAUGGGCUGGACUGAUGAGCGUCGCUGACGGGGUGGGAAAAGGAAGGACACGCCAUUUAUUAGAAGCUCAAAAUAGAUGAGGCGUAGAUAGUAGUAACUUGGUAGUAGAUGGGGGGGAAACACGCAGUGAGCAGAAGCUAUAGAAGAAGGGUGUCUGUCGCUAGACAGUUGCGGGCGUGUCGGGUCGAGCCAGCGAC